Messenger RNA from Harpia harpyja (harpy eagle), 1798 nucleotides. RefSeq names its product CWF19 like cell cycle control factor 1 (gene CWF19L1). The transcript is spliced from 14 exons. Gene Ontology annotation, cellular component: post-mRNA release spliceosomal complex. Bases 93 to 1706 code for a protein of 537 amino acids. The record is from RefSeq and is a predicted model, not a curated record. Gene Ontology annotation, molecular function: RNA lariat debranching enzyme activator activity. Gene Ontology annotation, biological process: mRNA splicing, via spliceosome. NCBI's taxonomy places the organism in Eukaryota, Metazoa, Chordata, Aves, Accipitriformes, Accipitridae.
AAGCGGCAGCGGAGCGCUGAGGGCGGCGCACCCGGAAGCGGCGGCGGGAUCGGGGAGCGGCGGCGCCUUUUUCCGCGUCUAGCAGCUCCGCGAUGGCGGUUACGCCGCUGCGCGUGCUGGCGUGUGGCGACGUGGAGGGGCGGCUGGAGGCGCUCUUCGGGCGGGUCCGGGCUAUCCAGGGCAAGAGCGGCCGCUUCGACAUGCUUUUGUGUGUUGGGAAUUUUUUUGGCUCUACUUCAGAGACAGAAUGGGCAGAGUAUCGCACAGGGGCCAAGAAAGCUCCAAUUCCAACCUACGUGCUUGGCGCUAAUGACCAAGAGACUGUGAGCUAUUUUCCAGAAGUCAGUGGCUGUGAAUUAGCUGAGAACAUCACUUAUUUAGGCCGUCGAGGUCUUUACAGUGGUACUUCUGGACUGCAGAUCGCAUACCUGAGUGGUACCGAGUCCCAGGAUGAGCCAGCUCCUGCCUACAGCUUUAGUGCAAAGGAUGUGGCAGAAUUGAAAACAUCUUUGUUAUCAACCCCAAACUUCAAAGGUGUGGAUAUAUUGCUGACGUCCCCCUGGCCCAGAGAUGUGGGGACUUUUGCCAACAGUGCGGGAGAAAUAGAUACCAAGAAAUGUGGCUCCAAGUUAGUAUCUGAUCUAGCGGCAAGUCUCAAACCAAGGUACCACUUUGCUGCCCUGGAGAAGGCCUAUUAUGAAAGACUUCCUUACAGAAAUCACACAGUGCUACAGGAGACCCCACAGCAUGUGAGCAGGUUUAUUGCACUUGCUGAUGUUGGCAAUACAAGCAAGAAAAAGUAUCUCUAUGCCUUCAGCAUUGUGCCAAUGAGCUUGAUGGACCCUGCAGAGCUAGUGAAACAGCCACAGGACGUCACUGAAAAUCCAUACCGAAAAUCGCGGAAGGAGGCACAGAAGACCAAAGCACCCCUGUGUGCAGAGGAAGAACCAGCUUGUCAGUUUUUCUUUGAUUUGAACAAGCAUCAGGGAAAGAAACGUCCCUCAGAUGAGAAAGAGAGAGGGAACUCCCAACCUAAGCAAGCCAAAAAGCCCUCACAGCCCACAGGGCCCUGCUGGUUCUGCCUCGCCAGCCCAGAAGUUGAGAAGCACUUGGUUGUUAGUAUUGGCACGCAUUGCUAUCUUGCCCUGGCCAAAGGUGGCUUAUUACCUGAUCACGUCUUGAUUUUGCCUAUUGGGCACUAUCAGUCAGUGGUUGACUUGUCUUCAGAGGUGGUGGAAGAAGUGACCAAGUACAAGUCUGCCCUAAAGGAAUUUUUCAGAAGCAAGGGAAAGAGAUAUGUCCUAUUUGAAAGAAACUAUAGGAGUCAGCAUCUGCAGUUACAGGUGAUUCCUGUCCCAUUGGACCACUGUACUUCCGAAGACAUUAAAGAGUCCUUUAUUGCACAGGCACAGGAACAACAGAUUGAAUUAUUAGAAAUCCCAGAGCACUCAGAUAUCACGCAAGUGGCGCAGCCGGGGACGCCCUACUUCUACGUGGAGCUGGACACGGGGGAGAAGCUCUUCCACCGCAUCCGCGGUCGCUUCCCGCUGCACUUCGGCAGGGAGGUGCUGGCGAGCGAGGCGCUGCUGGCGCUGCCGCAGCGGGCCGACUGGCGGCGGUGCGCGGCGGAGCGGGCGGAGGAGGCGGCACAGGCCCGCGCCUUCCGCCGCGACUUCCAGCCCUUCGACUUCGCCCUCCGGGCCUGACGGCGGCGCUGACGGCGGCGGCGGACGCGCGGCAGUUGGCGGGCGGGCGCGCGCGCGCGCGGUGACGCGGCAAUAAAGGCGGAGUGCCCGUG